AUAAUGUAAGGCUAAUAGGAAUCCUGCAGUUUGAUGAAAGCUUUGCGACAACAACAACGUUUACGGUGUUCAAAUUUCUUUGCAAUCCUACCAUUAAAUUUUCCUUUUUUUCAUUAGCUUAAUAUGGGUUCAUCUCCGUCGAAACCAGUGUUAAAAGAAGAAGAAGAAGAACUUUUAAGAAAUGCCAAGGAAGAGAUUGAAAGAAAUCAAGUUCAUGAUCUACAUAGUUUCUACAAAGAACAAGUCUCUAAAUGGGAGACGUUUGACUUAUAUUUUGCCAUAAUUGGAUCAAACAAUUUAGGAAAGUCGUCAUUCAUCAACGCCAUAAGAGGAAUUGAAGCUGACGAAAGAGAGGCCGCACCAAACGACGAAUCAGAUUUGGAAACAAUAUAUCCUCAUCCUCAAUACGAAAAUAUAAAACUUUGUGAUCUUCCUGGCAUUGGAGCUCCUAAUAAUCCUGAUCUUGAAACGUACACUAAUAACAUCGGUGGCCUGAAGACAUACGACGGAUUUAUAAUAUUUAGCAAAUCAAAAUUCACAAACUAUGAAAUAAAUCUGGUUGAAAAAGUUUCCAAAGAGCUCCAAAGGCCUUUCGUUUGCGUUCAUACGCAUGCGCAUCUCAAUGUUACAAAUGCAAAAGAGGGCGAAGCCCUUGCAUCGCAGUCUACCGAAGCCACUGCAUUAGAUAAAAUAAGAGAAUGUUGCUUUGACAACUUGAAAGGCUUAGUAAAGGAUGCAAAUGAUGUUUACGUAAUUAACAACAAUGAUACAGAAAAAUAUGAUUUUGACAGUCUACGCGACAAUGUCAUCUUGAAGUUGCUCAAACGUCGUAAAGAGUAUUUUUUAUAUUCUUUGAACUGCGUCAUUUACGGAAGCAGAGAAUUAUCUGAACUAGAAAAACGUUUAGAAGAAGCUAAGUUCCAUGUUAACAAAUAUGGUUUAAUUGAUGUUGACGAUUUUUACCAAACUCAAAUUGAUUCAUGGAGAAACAUGAAAAUAAAUAUUGCUGUAACAGGAUAUACUGGAACAGGAAAAUCAUCUUUCAUCAACGCCGUAAGAGGACUCAAAGCUUACCAAAAGGAUGCAGCACCAGUUAAUGUUAUCGAAAGCAAAACAGGGCCCACUGAAUAUUCUCAUCCUGAAAAUAGGAACAUCAAACUCUGGGAUCUACCUGGCAUUGGGACACCUACAUAUCCUAAUAUUGAUGAAUAUUGCAAGAUUGAGGGUGGUCUAAAGAAGUACGAUGCAUUUCUCAUUUUUUGCAAAUCGCGAUUCACUCAGCAUGAUAAAGAACUGGCUGAGUAUGUUUCAAAAGAGCUCGACAAACCUUUCUUUUUCAUUCGUACCAACGUUGACACCGAACUCAAAAAUGCGAAGGAUGACGAAGGACCAAAGUUUGACGACGAACCAUCUGUCUUGAGAAAAAUGAAGGAAGACUGUUGGAAAAACUUGAAAGGUUUAAUCCAUGCUGAGAAAAAUAUCUACAUGAUUGACAACAAGGUUCCAGACAAAUACGACUUCAAACUUUUGCUUGGGAAUGUUCUCUCAGAGUUGCUAGAACGUCGAAGUGAACGCUUUUUUAAAUCUUUGUGCUACGUAAUAUACAAAAAUAGUUCAAUGACUAAAGAUGGUUGGUGCUUCACCCAAACCUGGAACUACAUUAAUCAUCACGGCACUGUUGAUAUUGAAGAUUUUUACAAAAGUGAAAUUCGUUCAUUGAAGGAUGAAGAGAUAAAUCUCGCCAUUACAGGAGAUGUUGAAGCUAGAAAAUCAUCUUUCAUUUACGAAGUGAUAGGAAUUACACCUAACGAAAAAGAAUCUGCACCAGCUGGUGUUACAGAAUCAACCUCCGUUUACAAUAAAUAUGUUCACCCAAAGAAUGAAAACAUCAUUUUCUGGGAUCUACCUGGCAUUGGAACACCUUCAUAUCCUAAUCUUCAAAAAUAUUGUAAGAAGGUUGGUGAUCUAGAGAAGUACGAUGCUUUUUUUAUUUUAUGCAAUACACGAUUCACUAAACAUGACAAAGAGCUGGCUGAGAAAGUUUCCUCAGAGUUCAACAAACCUUUCUUUUUUAUUCGCACCAACGUCAAUUGCGAUGUCAAGAAUACCAAAGAGGACAAAGGUGAAAAUGUUGAUGAAGAUUCUGUGUUGGAAAGAAUGAAGAAAGAUUGUUUGGAAAACCUGAAAGGUUUGACCGAUGAUAAGAAUGACAUCUACUUGAUUGACAACAAUGCUCCGUGCAAAUACGACUUUCAGCGUUUGACGGAAUCAUUCCCUUCAAAUUUACCAGAACGUAAAAAAGAAUGCUUCAAACUUUUUUCAAUUAAUAAGACACGUGAAAUCAUAGAAGAAAAGGCAAACUCCCUGAAAGGUCAAGCUGUACGACUAGCUCUUGCCUCAGCUUUUAAAAACGCCGUUGCUUCACUCUUUGGAAAAGAUUUCAAUUUUGAUGUGAUUGUUAAGGAAAUAAAAAUGUACUGCUCCGUCUUUGGUUUUCCUGAGGAGGGAUCUGAGAAAUUUAAGGCGUUAAAGAAAGAGUGGUCUGAUGUUUUAUUGAAAUACAACAUUGAAACAGUUGAGGAUGUGAAGAAAAAAAUUGGUAUUGAUCCAGUGGACGCUGGUCUCAAAAAAUACAUCCCAGUGUUUGGGUUGCUGUACCUAGCUGCAUCCUGGUUCAUUAAAAUUUAUGAUUUUUUGUUAAACUGCAUGAACGAUAUGGAAAUAGUUGCUGUUGACAUUUUGAAUACAAAUUAUGGAAGUAGCAACGAUUUACAAGAACAAGACCUGGUUGACUAAGAAUGCUUAUUUAUAUUUUCUUAAAGCAACUCCCUUCUUAUAACUAAUUGUUCCAAAAAAAUCUGUGGAUUUAUCUAAAAGAAUCAAUUUUAGUAAUUCAUUAUUUUGUUAUUCAGAAAAAUUGCACAAAGUAGGUACGCUUUCGUACAUGUGGUAGAUAAACCAAAUGAUAAACAUUUACAUAUAACUAUUUUUGUCUACUUCACAUUAAGUCUUCUUAUUAAAUGGCAAUAGGAGCACGUUGUCUUUACAUACCAUUUGUUAUUUUAAUUUAAAUAAAAACUUCCUCUCCUAGAA
Messenger RNA from Xenia sp. Carnegie-2017, 3093 nucleotides. RefSeq lists its product as uncharacterized. Gene Ontology annotation, molecular function: GTP binding. The record is from RefSeq and is a predicted model, not a curated record. The transcript has 5 exons. Gene Ontology annotation, cellular component: membrane. Bases 124 to 2796 code for a protein of 890 amino acids. Lineage: Eukaryota; Metazoa; Cnidaria; Anthozoa; Malacalcyonacea; Xeniidae.